AUGGAUAUGUACCCAUCAAAGCUGAGAUUUGCACAAGACAGCGUAUGUGGGUAUUUUAGAAAUGGAUCAUCGUUACAAGACACGAUUGAAGACUUACUCGAGUCUGACUGUCCGGAACAUUUCUUUCCACCAAUGUCUGUUAUGAAGCACCAGGGCAAGUAUUUUGUGGUGGAAGGAAACCGACGUUUGCUGCUUUUGAAGAUACUGGAGUCGCACGGUUUAGUGGGGAAGGUUCCAGUAAAACUGUCACCAUUCAAUAGUUUCAAGUUCACCACAGUAAACGAAGGAAGAUCUGUCGAAGUGAGAGGGUGCCCUGAUCUGGAAGAGGAGCUAGAGUCCAUUAUUGAAGGAGAACAUUCACAAUACGGGAUGAGUGGUGAUGAGACCGAUUUCGGGUUUGAUGCACUCGCUCUGUCUGACGAGGGUAGAGAUUCACAGGAAAGUGAUCACAAUGAAGAUAAUGAGGUUGAUGAAAACUCUGACCAAAAUGAGGAUGACUAUUAUGAUAAUGACCAAGAUGAAGCAGACGAUGAAGAUAAUGAGGAAGAUGAAAACUCUGACCAAAAUGAGGAUGACUAUUACGAGGAGGUUGGCCAAGAUGAAGCAGACGAUGAAGAUAAUGAGGAAGACGAAAACUCUGACCAAAAUGAGGAUGACUAUUACGAAGAGGUUGGCCAAGAUGAAGCAGACGAUGAAGAUAAUGAGGAAGAUGAAAACUCUGACCAAAAUGAGGAUGACUAUUACGAGGAGGUUGGCCAAGAUGAAACAGACGAUGAAGAUAAUGAGGAAGAUGAAAACUCUGACCAAAAUGAGGAUGACUAUUACGAGGAGGUUGGCCAAGAUGAAGCAGACGAUGAAGAUAAUGAGGAAGAUGAAAACUCUGACCAAAAUGAGGAUGACUAUUACGAGGAGGUUGGCCAAGAUGAAGCAGACGAUGAAGAUAAUGAGGAAGAUGAAAACUCUGACCAAAAUGAGGAUGACUAUUACGAGGAGGUUGGCCAAGAUGAAGGAGACGAUGAAGAUAAUGAGGAAGAUGAAAACUCUGACCAAAAUGAGGAUGACUAUUACGAGGAGGUUGGCCAAGAUUAA
This is a messenger RNA of Gigantopelta aegis, 1089 nucleotides long. RefSeq names its product protein PFC0760c-like. The coding region runs from base 1 to 1089 and encodes 362 amino acids. The record is from RefSeq and is a predicted model, not a curated record. NCBI's taxonomy places the organism in Eukaryota, Metazoa, Mollusca, Gastropoda, Neomphalida, Peltospiridae. The transcript is spliced from 2 exons.